AGCCACCACAACGCCAAACGCCUUCGCCCACAAAAUGUCGCCGUGUGCCAGGAGCCGACCGAGGUGCCGCUGUUCGCCAUUGGCAAAUCCAGAUGGGCUGAUGCACGGCUAGAAGCCCGGCGAUUGUCAACGGCGGCCACUCGGUUGGCGGAGGCGCUGAGGGGUUUAAAGGUCAUGACGCCCCGGAUUGUGGCAGCCAUCAACAUACAAACUAUAGUUCCUCGAUUGCCUGCGUAGUCACAUAGUCACAUAUUCCCGUUCAUUCCAUCCCAUCUCCCUCCAGCACAAACCACCCAACACAGCAGCAAUGGCGACGGCACCAGAGUACCAGGAGAACGGCAAGCACCGCUUCGACCCCAACUUCACCGAUGCUGUCAUCAACGCCAUCGGGCCCAACACACCAGAGAGGACGCGCUUCGUCUUCAGCUCCAUGAUCAAACAUCUGCACGACUUCAUCCGUGAGGUCGAGCUGACCAACGACGAGUGGUUUGAGGGUGUUCGCUUCGUCAACUCCAUCGGCAAGACAACGACAAACAUCAGGAACGAGGCCCACCGCAUCUCCGACGUCUUGGGCGUUGAGUCCCUCGUCGACGAGAUUGCACACAAGCACAUCAACGAGUCUGGUGAUGCGCCCACCUCCAGCACCAUCCUCGGUCCCUUCUGGUCGCCCCACUCGCCCUUCCGCGAGCUCGGCGACUCCAUCGUCAUAAACCCGCACGACAAGGGCCAGCUCACGCUCAUGCACGGUGUAGUGCGCGACCUCGACACCAAGAAGGGCAUCCCCGGCGCCGUCAUCGACAUCUGGCAGGCGAGCGCCAACGGCAUGUACGACUUCCAGGACCCAGACCAGGAGUCCAACAACCUCCGCGGCAAGUUCACCACAAACGAGAAGGGCGAGUACUGGUACUACUGCUACAAGCCGACUGCCUACUCGCUGCCCACUGAUGGCGCAACCGGCACACUCUUCAGGGCAAUGGACCGCCACCCCUUCCGCCCCGCACACAUCCAUCUCAUGGUCUCGGCCGACAACUUCAAGCCCCUCAUCACACAACUCUACCCACGAGACGACCAGUGGGUCGUCAACGACACCGUCUUCGCCGUCAAGGACGAUCUGCUGCUCGACUUCGUGCCCGCCAAGGACGAAAAGUCGAAGCUCGACCUCGAAUACAACGUCACGCUUGCGCCAACAUACAAGAAGACUGCUCGUCUAGACGGCAUCCCAAGGCUGCCCAACGUUUUCGACGAGCAGAGCAGGUUGUAAAUGAGGAUUUGUGUAUAUAGCGUUUUUGAUUCAACAUGUUUGUAAAUACCGGCUUGGUUUGGGAUGAACCUUGGAUAUUUUUGGUUCCGCUUGCUCGGAAAAGGUAGCAUGCUUGUAGACGUGCUAUGAAUGAGAAAUUCAAAACUAC
This is a messenger RNA of Dothidotthia symphoricarpi CBS 119687, 1409 nucleotides long. RefSeq names its product aromatic compound dioxygenase. Lineage: Eukaryota; Fungi; Ascomycota; Dothideomycetes; Pleosporales; Dothidotthiaceae. Gene Ontology annotation, biological process: catechol-containing compound metabolic process. Bases 308 to 1261 code for a protein of 317 amino acids. The transcript is spliced from 3 exons. The record is from RefSeq and is a predicted model, not a curated record. Gene Ontology annotation, molecular function: ferric iron binding; catechol 1,2-dioxygenase activity.